UGGUGGAAAUGCCACUGUGAUGACGUCGAUGCGAGGCGAACGCGGAGCCGGGCGGCCAUUACACAGCCAAGUUUCCCUGGGAAGGUCGGAGGGAAAAGGGAGCUAGCUUGCUAUUUUCGGUACAGAACAACUGCGACGUUUCCCCUCACACACCUAGUCGAUCCUGGAGCGUCGCGGAACCAUUUAGUUGAGACCAUAGGAUCGCACUGAUAAACUUGUUAUUUUUGGUUUCUGUUCCGACUCGGGACAUACGCAUAACGAGUCCAAGUCCCAGCCCCUGCAUCCCAUUUCGAGAAAAAAAUAUUCAGCCAACGUUGGUAGCUAUCAACCUAGUAUCUUAUCAGACUAGACACGAGUAAACAGAAUUUUUAGCUAAAUCUCGGUUCCUUUUAUUUAAAAAUGGACGAUAAAGCUUUUACAAAGGAAUUAGACCAAUGGGUCGAACAACUGAACGAGUGCAAGCAGCUGACGGAGAAUCAAGUGAGAACGCUGUGCGAAAAGGCUAAAGAGAUCCUGACCAAGGAGUCAAAUGUUCAGGAGGUGCGCUGCCCCGUCACCGUCUGCGGGGACGUCCACGGCCAGUUCCACGACCUCAUGGAGCUCUUCAGAAUCGGGGGCAAGUCGCCCGACACCAACUACCUAUUCAUGGGCGACUACGUGGACAGAGGCUACUACUCAGUGGAAACAGUGACACUUCUUGUAGCAUUAAAGGUCCGUUACCCAGAACGCAUCACGAUAUUGAGAGGCAACCAUGAAAGCAGGCAGAUCACACAGGUGUACGGUUUCUACGACGAGUGCCUGAGGAAGUACGGCAACGCCAACGUGUGGAAGUAUUUCACAGACCUCUUCGACUAUCUCCCGCUGACGGCCCUGGUAGACGGACAGAUAUUUUGCCUGCACGGUGGGCUCUCUCCCUCAAUAGACACACUGGAUCACAUCCGGGCUCUGGAUCGCCUUCAGGAGGUCCCGCAUGAGGGGCCCAUGUGUGACCUGCUGUGGUCCGACCCCGACGACCGCGGGGGCUGGGGGAUCUCCCCCCGAGGAGCCGGCUACACCUUCGGCCAGGACAUCUCGGAAACUUUCAACCACGCCAACGGCCUCACCCUUGUGUCCCGCGCCCACCAGCUCGUCAUGGAGGGUUACAACUGGUGUCAUGACAGAAACGUUGUCACUAUCUUCAGUGCGCCAAACUACUGCUAUCGCUGUGGCAACCAAGCUGCCAUCAUGGAACUGGACGACACUCUUAAAUACUCUUUCCUUCAAUUUGACCCUGCGCCUCGCCGCGGAGAGCCCCACGUCACCCGCCGCACCCCCGAUUACUUCCUAUAAACGUCACAUGACCUGGUGUAGGACUGCGCCAAGACAAAAAAAAAAAGGAAAACUCUCGAUGAAAUAUAUAUUAAAAAGUGGGAUCUGUUACAACAUGAAAGCACUAACAUGGACCAAAAUGUGCCAUAUACGCAAGAAGCAUUUAGUACACGCAUACAAAUUGCCCUGUGUCUCCGUACUGCGGCAUGUGUCCCAUUUAGCCUUCAGCUCAACAGUCAAACAAUGCCUGCUGUAUACUACUCGUAGUAAUGUUCUUUUUUGUUCCUGAGCUGUACAUUGCAUAAAGCAAAGAGAGACCUAUGUGACAACUCGCUUUUUUUUCAACUUCACUGGACAGAUUUUACAUUUUGAGUUGGCAAUGCCGGGCAUGUGAAUUACGGUAUUUUAUAAUGCACAAGCUUACCCACCCCCCCACCCCAUCGCCCUUACUUCACCAAACACUAUGAACUAUUUGGGAAUGAAUGCUUAAAUGGAAGGAGAAACCUUUUCCUUUUUGGGAGUGUAUGCUUUCAUGUAUAAGGACCCCCCUUGCUUACCCAUACCCCUCCCUUUUGUCUAAUCUUACUGUUUUGUGUUUACUGUAUCUUUUUUCUGUAUAUUUGUCAUGAAGUGAUUGCAUCUUCUUUGGUGUAUUUGAACAAAUAAAGUACUUUUGAUCGUAA
Megalops cyprinoides (Indo-Pacific tarpon) is the source of this 1991-nucleotide messenger RNA. It is a transcript of the gene ppp2cb, whose product is annotated as protein phosphatase 2, catalytic subunit, beta isozyme. The transcript is spliced from 7 exons. Gene Ontology annotation, molecular function: protein serine/threonine phosphatase activity. The record is from RefSeq and is a predicted model, not a curated record. Gene Ontology annotation, biological process: peptidyl-serine dephosphorylation; mitotic cell cycle. Gene Ontology annotation, cellular component: cytosol. The coding region runs from base 400 to 1329 and encodes 309 amino acids. Lineage: Eukaryota; Metazoa; Chordata; Actinopteri; Elopiformes; Megalopidae.